AUGGUGUCAAACAAGAUGGGACAUCCUCUUUCGUUCUGGUCAGCCGUCGAGGAACUCAAGGAAACACAGACUGCACGUGGACGCCAGCUGCUGGUUUUGCAGAUAUUCAAACGAUUUUUCAGCAGGGGUGCUAAACAAGGUUACCUGCUCGACUGUAGCGAUGACAUCAUCAGACAAAUCCCAACAAUGGAAAAAGUCCCAGCAAGUGUGAUGGUGUGCGCUCAGGCUAGUGUCUUCCGGUCAAUGGAGAGAAAAUGGUACCCUCGAUACUUGGAGACUUACCCCACUGACGCAGAGUAUCGCGAGUCUAUGAACGAGAGUUAUCCCCCACGUGCAAAUAUCUACCAGAUGAAGGACUUCGAUCCGAAAAUUGGGAAACCAAGACGUAUGCGAAGAAAAAAGACGAUGAACCUGUGGCAUGGUUUUUCGAACGCCAUUUUGGAUUUCCUGAGGGCUAUUAAGGAUCCGAAAGAACGUCGAUUGUUUGAGAUCUACUUGAAAUAUGAAACUGAUCGAGACCAGGAGGCUCCAACGAGUGCUUUGGAGAAGUCUCUGAUGACGUCCAGCUCUAUGGAAGUCCAGACAAGGGUAGUGAUGCGAAACCGACUGGUUAUCAUUAAUAAACUGGGAAAUGAUCUACUCUUCUGGAUAGAAGUCGAAAAGUACAGGAAACAGGUAGAGACACUGAAGACCUUGGAAAAUAUCUCCAAGAGUGACUCAGAUCUUCUAGUGGUGAAGGCUAGAGCCAUUAUCGAGAGUUUUCUAGUGUCAGACAUCUUACCACGUGUUCAGAUAAACAUUCCUAAUGAGCUAGGACACAGUAUUGGAAACAGUCUAAACUCUGCGGGGCCUGUGCGGGGGCUGUUCCACGAUGCAAUUAUCCUUCUUUUCCCAAUUUUGUACUACUUUUGGAAAAGGUUUCACGAGUCCUGGUUGACCAAUACGACUCCUGAAGAUGUCCUGGCGAAGAUAGAGUCACAGAUCAAACCCAAGCGUUCGUUGACACCUCACAGUGACAAGGAUUUACCCCCUUUCUUCAAUAUACGAUACUCCAAGGUGGAUGUAACAACACAGACCGUGUAUAUCCCCGAUGACGACCGAUUCAAGAUCUCUUUCUCCAUGGUUCAUGGCAUGAGACUUAUCUAUCCUAUUCCACGGGGACAGAAAACCGGCUUAGAAAAACACAGCACAUCACAAAUGUCUAAACGCGUCGUCAAGCCUAGUCAUAUGAGCGUCUCAAACCUGAAAAAAAGUGCCGGAGAAAGUAGAACAAAACUUCAAAAGCAAAGUUUAGCUGAGAAUACGACUACAUCUCCGAAGGCACAACGAAUGAACUUUAAAAUCCCGGUCAAGGUGCUGACUCCUCAGCAGGAAAGGGCUAAGAAACUGAGUCUUCUGGUGGAGGAACUAAAUAAACAAUCGAGUGGAAAAGCUAAGAAAAUAACCAAACCUCUCAGAUCCUUUGAUGCAGUAGUCAAUGCCGCUCUGUCGCUUAGAAAAGGAAACGUUUUUGCAGGCAUCGAUGAGUAG
This is a messenger RNA of Ylistrum balloti, 1530 nucleotides long. RefSeq names its product regulator of G-protein signaling protein-like. Lineage: Eukaryota; Metazoa; Mollusca; Bivalvia; Pectinida; Pectinidae. The record is from RefSeq and is a predicted model, not a curated record. The transcript is spliced from 9 exons. The coding region runs from base 1 to 1530 and encodes 509 amino acids.